Impatiens glandulifera is the source of this 915-nucleotide messenger RNA. Its product is annotated as guanosine deaminase-like. NCBI's taxonomy places the organism in Eukaryota, Viridiplantae, Streptophyta, Magnoliopsida, Ericales, Balsaminaceae. The record is from RefSeq and is a predicted model, not a curated record. Gene Ontology annotation, molecular function: zinc ion binding; guanosine deaminase activity. Bases 126 to 686 code for a protein of 186 amino acids. The transcript is spliced from 5 exons. Gene Ontology annotation, biological process: purine nucleoside catabolic process.
UAUAUUAACUUAAAAACUCUUUAUCCACCUUUUGUUAUUCUCGCACGUCUCUCUGAUCUCCAUCGACCCAUAUUAAUUAAUUAAUUGCUGGAAUCAUCUUCGUCCACUACCUUUCGAUUUUCGCCAUGGAAGAUGCUAAUGUUGUUGAAACCAAGGAUGGAACCAUCUCUGUUGCAUCUGCUUUUGCUGGUCACCAAGAAGCUGUUCAGCACAGAGACCAUAAGUUUCUAAGGGAAGCAGUUGAAGAAGCAUAUAAAGGGGUAGAUAGUGGAGAUGGAGGUCCAUUUGGUGCUGUUGUUGUUCGGAAUGAUGAAGUAAUUGUUAGCUGUCAUAACAUGGUUCUACAUAACACUGACCCAACAGCACAUGCUGAAGUUACAGCAAUAAGAGAGGCAUGUAAAAAGCUGAAUCAGAUUGAGCUCUCGGAUUGUGAAAUAUAUGCUUCUUGUGAGCCUUGCCCAAUGUGCUUUGGUGCCAUCCAUCUUUCGAGAAUUAAGAGACUGGUUUACGGGGCGAAAGCUGAAGCUGCAAUAGCAAUUGGGUUCGACGAUUUCAUUGCGGAUGCUUUGAGGGGUACUGGGUUUUACCAAAAGGCUCAAUUGGAAAUCAAACAGGCAGAUGGGAAUGAGGCUCUGAUAGCAGAACAAGUGUUUGAGAAAACUAAAGCCAAGUUCGCAAUGUAUUGAUUGAUGAUGAUGAUGCAGCAGCAGCAGCUUAUUAAUUACACUGUGUGAGGGGCUUAUUAUUAAUUAAUGAAAUAUAAAUAUUGAUGGAGCAGAACACACACAUUGACCAACUUUAUUAUUAAUUAUGCCCUUUUAUUUGUUUCUUCUAUGUCUCUCAAUAAUGCUGUCUGUACUUACAUUUGCCACUUUAUAAUAAUGAUUUUAAUGAUGAAAAAUUGCUUGGAUGUUU